ACUGUCAUCAACUUCUAAUCAAUCCAAUGCAGACCUCGUGUGGACACUUGUUUUGUCAAUAUUGUAUUGACAUUCUACUUGGACUUCAAUAUAUAUAUUGUUGUGAAACUCUAAAGAUUAUCUGUCAACAGAUAAAGAUUUUCUCGAAGAUUCUAUUUGUGAAAAGAAUUACCCUCAUUCAAGAUGCCUGGGAUCAAAAUCCGUGAUGUAGACAGGAAAAAAAUCCCAGCGAAGUAUAUUUGUACUUCCUGCCAACUCCUCCUCGUCAAUCCAACACAGACAAUGUGUGGACAUUUGUUUUGUCAAUCUUGUAUCGACAUAAUACUUGGAAGUUCUGACCCAAAAUGUCCCGAAGAUCAAGAAAAAUUGACCAGAAAUGAUGUUUUCCCUGAUGCUUUUACGAAACGUGAGUUGAAAAGUAUUCGUUUACAUUGUCCUUCUGAACAGUGUGAAUGGUUUGGCUCCUACGAAGAAUUGGAAGGUCAUUAUCAAGUUUGUGAGCAUGCGCUCAUCAGCUGUAUACACAAGCAAUGUAACAUUCAGUUACCUCGCUCUCUCCUUGAUGAACAUUUGAAGAAUAAAUGUGAAUAUCGCAAUGUGAAAUGUAAAUAUUGUGGUAAAGAUGUCCCGCAUGCUUCACUUAAGGAUCACCAAGAAAAUGUGUGUGAAAAUUAUCCUGUGGUUUGUAAAUAUUGUAAGAAAAAGAUACCAAGAAAUGAUAUUGAACAACAUCAAAGUACAACUUGUGACGAGGUGCCGACUAAAUGUGAAUUUCAAGCUAUUGGAUGCAACUAUGAUAAAACUUUAAAACGAAAGGAGAUCCGUCAACAUAUGAAUGACAAUCUAAUUGAUCACGUGAGCGCCUUGUUACGAUAUGUUAUGGCAUUUGUUACACAGUUAAGUAACUAUGUACCACGUCCAGAGUUUACUACUGCUGUUCAAAACAUGGGUGACCAAGUUACUGCUGUUCGUGCUAAUCUUUCAGAAAAAUUUGUUAUGUUAGUGGGUAAACUUACAGGUCUUGAAAGGAGGAUUGAGAGCAUCGAAAGUCGUGGUGGUAACGACAGUAACCCUCAGUUGCCCUCAGAAGUUUCCUCGAUGCGUGAUAGAAUCUCGACUCUCGAACGGCAAUUACGAGAUAAUUCCUCAACUAUACUACGAUUUCGUGAGCGCUUAGAUCAAAAUGACGAAUCACUGGCGAGAAACACGGUGAAGAUUACGGACCUUGAAUCGCAACGUGGUUCGCGUACACUUGGGUCUAAUCAGGCCAUACACAGCUACAAUGGUACGUUACUUUGGAAAAUAGAUAACUUCAAUCGAAAGAGACAGGACGCCAUUAAUGGUAUCAAAACAGCCUUGUACAGUCCACCAUUCUAUAGUUCUCAAUAUGGUUACAAGAUGUGUGGUAAGAUCUAUAUGAAUGGUGAUGGUUUUGGAAAGGGAACUCAUUUAUCUUUGUUUUUUGUUGUCAUGAAAGGUGACUACGAUGCUCUACAAACAUGGCCAUUUCAAAAAAAGAUCACGAUGAUGUUAAUGGAUCAAGGAAAUGGAGAUCACAUGAUUGACGCUUUUCAUUCAGAUCCUCAAAGUUCCUCGUUUCAACGACCAAAGUCAGACAUGAAUAUUGCUUCAGGAUCACCUCUGUUCAUGCCAUUUGAAAGUUUAAGAAAUCGUCAGUAUGUAAAAGAUGAUACCCUCUUUAUUAAGAUGAUUGUGGACUGAACAGUUUUGUUUAUAUUUAUUUGAUAAAUUUUUCUUCAAAUUGGAUUACCCAAAGUUUCUUCGGAAUUGCGAAAAGCUCUCACACGACUAGCAAAUUCGCUAUAUGGAUGAUAAGUGAAAUUCUAGACCAAUUCCAACGCAAGCUCAGAUAAAAGGAUCAAAAUCUGGGUGGAUGAUUAGUAAAAUUUUAAACCAAUUGCAACGCGAGCU
This is a messenger RNA of Xenia sp. Carnegie-2017, 1932 nucleotides long. Its product is annotated as TNF receptor-associated factor 3-like. Gene Ontology annotation, biological process: protein K63-linked ubiquitination; regulation of apoptotic process; tumor necrosis factor-mediated signaling pathway. The transcript has 9 exons. NCBI's taxonomy places the organism in Eukaryota, Metazoa, Cnidaria, Anthozoa, Malacalcyonacea, Xeniidae. Gene Ontology annotation, molecular function: ubiquitin protein ligase binding; tumor necrosis factor receptor binding; zinc ion binding. The record is from RefSeq and is a predicted model, not a curated record. The coding region runs from base 184 to 1722 and encodes 512 amino acids. Gene Ontology annotation, cellular component: plasma membrane signaling receptor complex; cytoplasmic side of plasma membrane.